Molecule: messenger RNA, 4629 nt
Organism: Toxorhynchites rutilus septentrionalis
Lineage: Eukaryota; Metazoa; Arthropoda; Insecta; Diptera; Culicidae
Exons: 7
Coding region: 840-4208 (1122 amino acids)
Source: RefSeq, a predicted model, not a curated record
CGAUGGAUUAUCGUUUACUAAAAACGUCACAUGCUGCGGAAAAUCGUGUUUUGCAACAUUUUGCGUAAUAUUCACACACACAUAUGGUGGUUGGCUGUCGCGAUACGACACGGAAAAUUCAGUGAUUAGAGUACUCAUCCUGCGCCCAAAUCGGUGUGACGUAAUACCCUCACGGUGAUAUCGAUUACAUCAGGAUUAUGUGAGAUAUGCUACCACAAUCACAUCACCGUACUUAGCGGGGCUCAAUCCAAUCAAGUGCCGCGCAGCCUACUCGGGUUGAUAUUUGGCUCGGUUCCAUCCGCUUAUCGAAUUUGCUGCUGAGUGAAGCAUAUUUUUUUACCCUCUUUCUCUCCGACUGCAGAGAUCGCAAGCAAAUAAUCGUUGUGGCAUUUAACUGUGUAUAUAACGAGUGUUAUUACAAGGGGACACACCGAUACACCUAUAUAGAUUUGUACGGCAUCAUCUCCCUGGCUCGUUUUACUAAGAAAACGUCGUUGUCGCCAGCAUCCUUCUGUGCUUUGGCAGUACCAGCAGCAGUUAUCAGUGUUUGCCUCUGUGUGGGCGGCGGAAGAAGGAUACUUUUACUCGUCUCAGUGUGCACACAGUGCACCGGAGCGUGAACUCAUACAAAACUGAUCAUCGAAUAAAUUUGCCUCGUCUUGCUUCCUCCAUGAAACAUCGCACCGUGACCUCGAAGUGGCGAAAUCAUACAAUAUGAUCAAUCAAAAAGACUUGCCAUCACAAAGUACCUAAUAGUUUUUAACGAAACCAUAUUCUAUACAUACAUACAUACACACAACUUGGGAAAACCAGCUCCGGCUGGACGGUUUUGAAGCAUAAUGCGUGCCAAAGCUGCUGCGCUGGACGAAAUUAGAAAGUCCAUCGCUGAUUCAGACGAUGAUGCAACCCGGUCGUCCUCUGGGGCUGGAUCGAGUGCCGCCGCCCAGCGGCAGAUCGAUUUGAGCCUGCUACGUAAGCCGAUUCUUACCGCGGUCACCGGCUUCCUGGAGGCGCACAAGGCCUUCAAUGCCGGCACGGAAGAAAUCCGCAAACUGUUGAGCAGCGAGUGCGACGUGUUGUACGAAUGCCGCGUGUGCCGAAACCUUUUUCGUAGUCUAACCAAUUUUAUCUCCCACAAGCGGGUGUACUGUAGGAAACUAUUCAAUGCGGCGCAGCACUUCCACUUCCAGAAUGAUGGAUUUUUGGACCAAGACACCUCAAUGGUCCUGCAAGCGGAACAGAGCAGUCAGUACAAAGCGAAGCAGGCUCACGCUGACGUGCUCAGCAAAGAUCUCUCCAGUAUCGUCGAAAGACUGAGACGAAAGCAGCACAAACAUGAUGAGCAGCAGCGGCAACAAAGUUUAACUGAUUAUUACGAUAUUGUCAAUCACAAGCGUGCCCAUGAUGAUCUUAACCGGCAGCAACAACCGAUGGAUCGGGUACGCAGCUCGCAAUCGGCUGUUUACCCAACGGUCAAUCAGGGUAACCGGACGGCUCACGAGAUCGAGGAUAUCACUAGUAGAAAUAAUAAUAAUAAUAAUAUGGGACCAGACAGAAAGCUAGUAGAAUCUAGCUCAAGCCCUAAGACUGUUCUUCCGGUAAUUUGUGAUCCAUCGAACCGCUACUUUCAACCGAUCGACCGGGAAAAAUCAACAAACGGACAGCGGAUCGAAAAUAGUGCAGAAAACGUGCGAUCGACAUUUGAUUGCCAAGAUUGUAAUCUACGGUUCGAUACGGAGAAAAUGCUGAAAGUGCAUAACGACGCGAAACAUACGCCAUCGACCCACGUUUACAGUUGUACCUCUUGUCCACAAACCUUCCUCCAGCCUAAUUUGGUGAUUCGACAUUUGCUGAAUGAUCACAAAAAGUCCACGCGCCGCAUCAAAGGAAUGCGUGACACCAUUCUCAAACGGGGAAGCACCCGCAUCGACGAGGUGGUAUCGAAGGGCCCUUCCCGAGAGCUGACGCGCCUCCUGCAAGCAAACAUGACCAACGGUUCCGCCGCAUCCACCGAUGGUCCGCCGGAGAAGCACGAUGAAGCGGCAGCAACCCGUGCCUGGAUGGAGAACCUGGAGCAUUUCGACCAAGGCCCAAUGUGUUCGUACUGUGGGAAAACUUUCGAGCGGAAGGCCGUUCUGAGCACCCACAUGCAGACAUGUGUCCAGAAGAUACGCCAAGCGGAGAACGGGGCUGGGUCUGUUCCUCCCAUGGCUGGGGUUUCUUCGAACUCGGAAAGGAAGAGUAAGAGGAAGGACAAUGGUUCCCCGGAUUUCAGUAUGAGUGUGAAACAGGAACCAACUGAACUCGCAGCUGGGGACGAUUCGAACUCACGUGAUGUGCCUCUAGCUCCCUCACAAGUAACUGAGAAUGGUGAUGUGCAAAUAAAUGGGGUGGUUACACUUAAACCCGAAGAGCUAGGCAUGCAAGAAACAGGCAAUAGGAGAAAAAGGAAGAAACCUGUGAUCAUGUUGCGGAAUGCCAGUGAUGAAAUUUAUUGGGAUAUGGACCAAAGUACUGAACAAGUGAAGGAAGAGAAAGAAACUAAAAUGGAAAUCGAACAGAAGCCGCUUGAUGUACAAAUCGCAGAUAAUCAAACAACCGCCAAGAAAACUGUUCCCAGGAAUAGGACCAAAACGCUGGAGAACAAAGAGAAGAAAAUCGAUAAAGAUUUGCUCGAGCAGAUGGAAACUAAUGGUGAAAUAGUUUGCAAGUGUAAGAAAAUAUUCGACGAUCCUGAAAAGUACAAACAACAUUUGCGGGAAAAUCACAAGCGAGAGAGGCGAUAUUGGUGUCCGGUGUGUGACUUCAAAGGGUAUCGUAAAAUGGAUGCGGCCAGGCAUAUAGUCCAGGAACAUGAUAUGAAGGGCACCCCUGAAGAAAUAGAAGCUUUAAUCAACAUCCAGCAGAGCAAUAAGACCAAGAAAAAAUCUACCGAACCCCCAGCGGAUCCGAUACAAGCCAUCAUUGGAGCCAUGGGACGAAGUUUCGAUAUCAGCGCAACGGAUAUAUCUUCUUUCAUGGAUUCAACUGCGGGAAGCAAGCUGACGCUCGUGGAUACCACCACACAUGAAACCAGUGCCAUACGGUCUAAGUCAGCGCUAAGCUCUCCAAAAAAACGAGGACGACCGCGAGUUGUACGUAGUUGCGUACUAACUUCCACACCAACUGACAAAAACGGGAAGGAAAAAUCUCCCUCGAUUGAAGAAGAUAUGCCUAGUGCGAACCAGAAACGACCCGUGCGAAACCGGGUUAAACCUGUGGAUAAAGAUUUUGUGUACGACUUGACACAUUUACUCCACAAAGACGCGGACAUAGAAAAGUUCCCUCUGCAGGGAAUGUUCCUAGACCAAGCACCACCUGCUAACAAAUCUAGAAGCGAAUCUAGUCGUACGAGCUCAAUAUCUGCUUCGCCGGAGAAGAGCGAAACGAAAAAAGAAUCGCUCAGAUCGUACUCCUCAAAGGUUAAAGCGCCACUUUCCUCUGGGUGCUACCGGGGAGCAGCAUUCGCGAUGGCCGAAAGACAGGUGGAACUUGGACAUGCUGCAUUCCGCAGUGUACCCGAAUUUCCGCAGAAUCGGUCACUCACUCCUUCCAGCAUGUCUCCCACGAAACACGACAAACAGGCCCAGAUGAAAAACGUUGCAGAUUGGAAGGUGGUGAAAAAACAACGCAGUGCUGGUUCAAUUUGCAAACAAAAAUCUGACAGCAAGGUCGCACGCAAGCUCACCAAGCGUAUUUCUCAUCAAAACAUGUUGCCUGAACUGGUUCGUGCAAAACGGAAAACAAUUCCCCGUCGAAACAGUGUCAUUUCGGCCUCGGAACAAAUAUCAGCUUCUUUCGAUAUCUUGGAAAGGCUGAACGCAUCCCUUGCCGCAGCCGGGCAGGAGCCUCUGCUGCAAACGCCAGACUAUACCAAGCUUGGGCGCAGGCCGAAUGUUAACCUUAAAAAGUACAUCGAUGCCAAUCUGAGGGACCACCAGGAGGCUAUGGCUCAGGUCAAUCUGAAUGGUACGACGGUGGAGGAUUCGGACCGGAUGUCGCUGCCGCCGCGGAAGCGCAUCACGCUGAUGCAACGUAUAGAGGAUAACAAAAACAAACGGAUGCAGGAACAAAACGGAUCAACACCUGAUGUCCCUAAUCAAUCGCAACCGACUGAACCUCCAGCUAACAGUGAAAGCCAGCCCCUGCGGCAUUCGUCCUCGUUUUAGAGAGGUCGUGAUAGUCUCAAGGUGCAUUUCUUUUCAAUAGAUUGAAUUCGAUUUGCAUACGCAUCUGUUUCUAGUGUCACUGCAAUCAUUUACUUUAGUCAGAUUUAGGGAGAAUACAACAACUAAAACAAGACGAUAGAAAAUUUUAAGACCUAUGUAAUUUAAUCUAAGCUAAUUUUACUGUUCGAUUUUAUUGCAUUUCCUCAGUUAACGAUUUAAAAUUUUGAACACAAUGUGUUCUCUCAGCCCCUGAGUCGUGCGCUUAUAGUUUUAACUCAGAUCUAGUGGGUAGGUAUUACUAGGUUUAGUAACUCGACUCUAGCAGUAUGAUUCGUUUAAACAUUGUUAUUGACUUUAAACUAUUCUUGAACGUAAAACACAACACGACAACCAAGGCAAAGAAAUAUAAACUUGUUGAAAA